UGACUCCGCCAGACUACCAGCCUCCUGGCUUUAAGGAGGGCACCCUGGAUAACAUGAUGUUCGAGGGGGAGCCCGUCUUCCUGAGCGUGGGCGAGGUGGCCACUCCCUUCCACAUCCUGCGGGUGAAGGUCACCACAGACAGUGAUCGCAUGGAGCAGCUUGACUGGGAGCUGCCGAAGGGGGAGGACGGCACCGCUGCCCACACUGCGGAACCCGAUCCAAAUGAGCAAGUGGAAAUUAAUGACUGUUUGCCGGCGGAAAGCCCGACCACCUCCCCGGUGAUUGUUCCCGCAAACGAUAACGCUGAAGCGCAAAAGGCAGAGGCAAGGGCAUUGCCCGAGGCUGAGGAGACGGUGGACAAGCCAAGCCCCGGGAAUACCAGCCCUGCUUUGGCG
Messenger RNA from Chiloscyllium plagiosum (whitespotted bambooshark), 395 nucleotides. NCBI's taxonomy places the organism in Eukaryota, Metazoa, Chordata, Chondrichthyes, Orectolobiformes, Hemiscylliidae. The record is from RefSeq and is a predicted model, not a curated record.